This is a messenger RNA of Rodentolepis nana, 507 nucleotides long. The record is from the annotation of a GenBank genome assembly. Lineage: Eukaryota; Metazoa; Platyhelminthes; Cestoda; Cyclophyllidea; Hymenolepididae.
AUGGGUAGUCAACAUGCCAAACCUAAAAAGGGAAGUUCGGAUACUGUUGACAAGAAUAUAAUUGCACGAAGUGGUAAAGGAAAAAGGACUAAAUGUACAGAAGACGGGACCUCUGUUUCUUCUCUGGAUUUAACUCAGUCACUUGAUGGAGAUGUACUCGCAAUAUCUGAUUAUGACCCUCCAUUGAAUUGCACUGGGUCUACAAUUGCCGUGAGAAAAGGCGACUCGUUACUUGUAUACGGCCAGAGCCCUUCAGGUGGUGAUUGGUUGGAUGUUUUAUGUCGGCGCACUGGUUCGGGACAAUACGGCGUUGUGUAUGAGGCCAUCUUCAAGCCCUAUGAUGUUACAGUGGCUGUAAAGACGCUCAAGAUUAUAGUUCUUCGGGCCAAGGCAGGCUACUGCAUGCUUAUUAAGCCAUAUCUGGAUUAUAAUGUUUGGGCGUGGUCGAACGUCUUUAUGAAUUGGCUUCUCGUGGAGGAGGAAAAAUCGCUACUUGCCACUCGUUAA